AUGUUCCUUCAACAGGAACCUUCCUCAAGAGCCCCUGAGGUGCGGCAGGAGGCAAAAGAAUGCAUAGAACCACCCCAGAGUGGCACAGACAGAGCAACACGUAAACGGAAAGCAGAAAGCCAUGGAAAUGUGUCUGGGACAAAAGCAGGAACAUCCGCGGAGAGCAGCACAGGGACAUUCCCGAGCACUCCACUUCACAACCUUCUCUCCAGACUCAGGGAAAUAGAAGCAGAGUUGAUCUGUGCUGAUGAGGCGGACACUGAGUUUGGGUCUGGCGAGACGGUGGCGCCAGCAGUGCCACCAGCAGUGCCACUAGCAGUGCCACCAGCAGUGACACCACCAGCACCACCAGCAGCGGCACCACCAGUGCCACCAGCAGUGGCUCAGCCUCCUGCCCAAUCCCCAGGGGACAGCCGGUGGCACCACACUAGUGCAGAGCUCCAGGCAGUCUUGCAGGAAGGCAGCGCUCGGUACCAGCAGUGCGACUUCGCGGCAGCCGCGGCCAAGUUCUCCACGGCACUGGAGCUUUGCAGUAAAGGCUUUGCUACAGAGGAUCCCUUGAAGUCCUCUCCAGAUGAUAUUUCCAGGCUUUCCAGUUGGAUCGAGUCAAUGCUCGUCAUCUGCUACUUAAAGCUGGAGCAGCCUGGCCUUGCUCUGCAUCAUUCACACAGGAGCAUCAUUCAGAACCCCUCUCACUUCUGCAAUCACCUGCGCCAAGCUGCUUGCUUUCGGUGCCUGCACAGAUACUCAGAGGCUGCCAGGAGUGCCAUGGUGGCACAGUAUCUGUAUAUCCUGGCCGAAGGCGCAAGGCUGGACACCAGUGACCUCCUGCAGCUGUACUGGCAGGCUAUGACUCAAGAAGCCCUCCGUAGAGAAGUCUCUUUUUCUGUUCUGUACACACCUUUUGAGAAAGAGGACAAGGCUGACAAAAUAAAGGGCAACAAAACCUUUGCUGAGAAGCACCCUCAUUAUGUGCAGCAUAUAUUUACAGAUCCUCAUGGAAUUCACCUGUUGCCAGAGAAGGCUGAAUCUCAUCCUGGCCAGCAGUACUUACUGACUCUUGGCUUCAGAAACAAAGAGAUUGGAAAAACCGUGGAAAAGUUUGUAACUCAAAAACUGCCAGUUUUUCCAGGCCAGAAAAUAACUUUCAGUCCCAGCAUGGAGGAAGGAGCAGAAACAUUUUGGCAGAACACUGUGAAAAAGAUCAUGGCAGUCAUGGCUUUUAUAGGAAGCACCAAGAUAAAGGAUGAGCGUGGCCCCUGUGCACGGGCCAUUGAGCAGUUCCAUCAUGCCAGCCUGCUUAGCCACCUGCAGAGAGGGGAAGAACAGGCCCAGGUGAUGACCCAGGCAAUGGCUGAGUUGGCGACUGCUCCCUACCUGCAGAGAGUCUCUCAGGAGGAUGGCAAACUGCUGCAGUCACUGAUGGCAGAUGCUGUGGACAUCCUGGCAGGAAGAACUGGAGAGCAUGCAUGGACUAAAAUACAGAAGGUGGCACUAAUAGAAGACUACUUGAGGGAAGGAGAAGAGCAUUACUUAAGAACCCCACAUGUGCAAAUACCUGGAAUGGAAAACAUCAACUGGACUCCAAGGGGACAGAAAUAUUUGAGACUGGAAAUACAAAACAUCAUUCCCAACCCACGAAGCUUGGCCAUAGGGCCCAAAAAAAGAUGCAUGGUUUUUGCAAAAGUUGAUUUUGUAGUAUUUUGUAGCUAUUGA
This is a messenger RNA of Hirundo rustica (Barn swallow), 1716 nucleotides long. It is a transcript of the gene SPATA16, whose product is annotated as spermatogenesis associated 16. Gene Ontology annotation, molecular function: protein binding. Gene Ontology annotation, cellular component: Golgi apparatus. Gene Ontology annotation, biological process: spermatogenesis. The record is from RefSeq and is a predicted model, not a curated record. Lineage: Eukaryota; Metazoa; Chordata; Aves; Passeriformes; Hirundinidae.